UUAUUACGCCAACGCAGGUACAACAGGCUUUGAACAAUCCUCACAACUCCUUGUUAUAGUAUAGUAUAGUAGUCGGAGCCGUUGAAAUAGCUACCUUUUUGUUUUACAUAUUUGCGUGUAGUAUGAUUUCGGAAUCAUAAUUAUCAUUAUAGCCAUAUUUUCAAAAUAAAACGAUAUUACGGGAACCUGAUCUUUUUGGCGAUUCCCCUCAGGACACAGUUUACCGUAACACUACACGUGCUGUCGUCUUCAACCAGGAAGAGGAACUGGAUUCGGCCGUUAAAGCCAACUUCAUAUUUGUGUGUACGUUAGGUCUUAUUUUGCCUCUCAAAAGCACUAACUCGGGCUACAAUGACACAUUUAAGACUUCUGCCUCUGGUUUUGACUUUGUGGGCUGUUUCUUUCGCCGAAGAGGCGAGCAUUAAGCCCAGCAGCACUAAACCACCCGCGGUCAAGAACACGUCCAGCAUCAGCAACAGUAACGUUACAGAAGAGUCUCACAGAAAUAACACCACAACCAACUCAAGAAUGGACUUCAGACUGGACGGCGCGAUGAUAAACAGGGCUCUGUAUGUUCUGAUCGGGAUCACUGCCAUCGGAGUGCUGUAUUUCUUGGUGAGAGCUGUCCGUCUGAAGAAAACCAAUGUUGAGAGAAAGAAAUACGGGCUCCUGUCAAACUAUGACGACACGAUGGAAAUGGGCCACCUGGAGAGCGACGAGGACGAUGAUACUGUUUAUGAAGCCAAAUCUUUGAGAAGAUGAAUCUCUGGGAGUGAUUCAAAUUCAAUGCCAGAAAUCGAAUUUGACGAAGACAAUCCCAUUAUUUCCAGCAAAAUGGUUGUUGAAUGAUGUUGUCAUUUUCUACAGGAUGCUUGGAUGCCUUUUUCCAAUAUUUAAGUGGAAUGUGUAGGUUAAAACUAGAUAUAUUUUGGACUGAUAUAAACCAAGUAGAUCUUCUUGGAAAUUUCUCAGGUCAUACAUUUUGUUCUUGAAAGAAAGUUGGCAGGAGUUCAAAACUGUGUUUUGUGCCAAAGUUACUUAUGCAUCAUUUUUAGGGGUUCGAGACUCUUGUCUAAGUUGAUGUGUGUUAAUAUUUAAUAUUGCAAAAGACGGGCUGCCCCCCUUUUCCAGUUUAUAGACACUGAAAGGCCUGAAAGUUGUUUGCUAAUUUAUGGGACCGUUAUAUUGUUUGGACUAUCUGACUUUAUAAUUGUUUAAGGUUUACAGUCAAAUUAUGAUAGUUUUGUUUUAUUUUUUUCUCUCGUGUCUUUUUUCAUUACUAUAGUGGGACUAUACUGGGUAUUGAUUUCAGAUGUGAAUUCUGGAAUAAGUGUGAUGAAUUCACAGUUUUUUUUUUUUUGUCUGAAUCUGCCAAACACCAACAUAAGUAAGUGAUGCACUUUGAUUUUUAGGGUUCCGAAACUACAACAGCAAACCUGGUAUUUCAUGACAUGGCAACACUCCUGACCACUGCAUCAUCGUACCAUUUCAGGGUUUGUUUCAUAAGUCAAAUGAGUUAUACUUUUAGAGACUAAACAUUCCCAUAGGAUUCUGGUUCCAAAUGUGGACCUGCUUCAAGCUCAGUUCUGUGUAGAGCGUUAUCGGUGUGUAACUCCGAUUUUGUGAUGCUCACCAUGCAUUUUUUGUUUUUUUUCCAAUGGGUGUGAUUCAGGAUUGUGUAAAGGUGGCAAAUGAAUUUGCUGUUAAAACAGCACGCCAUCUUGAGGUAUAUGGAUCCAAUAUCAACACUCUCAAAUUUCCAACUUGAACAUUUAAAGGGUAUGUAUGAGGGUGUUGUGGCAUGGUUUUCUUUGAAAUACAUUUACUUGUAUUUAGUAUUCAUUAAUGCUAUAAAAACCGAAAUGCAUGAACUUUCACUUUAUCAAUACUUAAUAAUUUCAAUAAUUCCCGAAGUGUGCCUUUCAUUCAUUCCCUUUUUGUAACUGCAAUUGAAUAGAUGUGAUUAUGGGCUCCUUUGUAAUUAAAUUCUAUCUUCUAUUUUCA
Messenger RNA from Carassius auratus (goldfish), 2004 nucleotides. RefSeq lists its product as uncharacterized. The record is from RefSeq and is a predicted model, not a curated record. The coding region runs from base 352 to 762 and encodes 136 amino acids. The transcript has 3 exons. NCBI's taxonomy places the organism in Eukaryota, Metazoa, Chordata, Actinopteri, Cypriniformes, Cyprinidae. Gene Ontology annotation, cellular component: extracellular region.